Molecule: messenger RNA, 2466 nt
Organism: Trichophyton benhamiae CBS 112371
Lineage: Eukaryota; Fungi; Ascomycota; Eurotiomycetes; Onygenales; Arthrodermataceae
Exons: 5
Coding region: 1-2466 (821 amino acids)
Source: RefSeq, a predicted model, not a curated record
AUGGCUCCCGCAGCGCGUGCCGCACGAGCAUCAAAGGGCCAGAAAGGCAGCAGUUCACAUCCACCAAGUACGAGCAGUGCGACUACAAACGAAGACACCAUCAAGGAACUACCAGGAGAUGGAAUGUCCAAAGCGGCGGCCGUUACCGAGGUCGCCCGUGAGAGCAUAUCGGCAGCUAGUUCAGCAGCCUCUCAACGCUCGCGAUCAUCCUCGUCUUUACGAAGCACUGCCAUAUCCUCCCGGCCUCCUUCAAUCCAGUUUACGAAAGGGGUUGGAAUAUCUGCUCGGUCACUUCCAGCGGAAGUUGCCACCACAAAAGUGAAUAUCGCAUCCACAGAGGCCCCAUCUAUGCCAAAACCAAACAUCUCGAAUAAUAUCGCCAGGAACGUUCAUAACGGCUUAAAACCGUCUGAAGGUACGGAUAAGGUGGAAGGCGAGCCAAAGGAGGACGAAACACCACAAGAAACCCAGCCCAUAGAGCCAAAAAAGGGAUCACCAAAUGCGCCAUCAGAAACAACAGUUGAUCUGCCACAAAAGGAAAUACAUAACGAACAACCUCGCUCGAUAGGCUGGUUUGAGUGGCUCUCAAUGGCAAAGAACACAAAUGAACCUACUCCGCAGCCAUCCGACCCUGCCAUUGUGAAGGAGGACGGCUCGUCUACGCCAAAGGUUGGACUUGAAAAUACAUGCAGUACAAUUAAAGAGGAUAUCAACAAACAUGAUACCUCUGGACUCAAAGAAGUCCGGGUUUCACAGUCAAGGUCGUGGCUUCAGCUAUGGGGCGGAUCUAAUGCUAACACUCAAGCAAAACCACUUGAGCCGAUAUCGAAUCCCCAAAGCGCGGAGAACACCACCACUACACCACAAUCCAAUCCUCAAGAAGAAAGUAUUAGCCAAUCACAACCAGAAGGCGCAAGUGAUAAAAAUCAACCUGCCGAAGAUACUACGCACAAACGUGGAGAAUCGGCAUCAGGAUGGCUGUUUUGGCCGAGACAGCAAGCAGAUAUAGGUUCCUCCGCUAAGAAAGGAGAAAAUGCAUCUGAGAAUGUACCCCCUGAUGAAAACACGAAGGAACAGAUGAAGGGGGCUUCACUGGCUGCAGAGACACAAAAUAUCCCGUCUUCUAAGAACUCUCGUGUCAAACCAUCUACAGCUAUACCUCAAGCCGCAACUCCCCCAGAACCCUCUUCGCAAACCGUCCCCAAAGAGCCCCCACUUCAGCCAGCAAAUGUCCCUGUAGCUCCAUCAACAAAGAAAGGGGAGCGAACACCGCCAAAUCAGGUUCUCCCAUCCUUCCACACCAGCUUCCCCCUCGAGAGCAAACCUAGUUUCAUCGAGCAGCUCAGCCGCCUGCUCUAUAAGAAGGGCUCGGAACCAAGACAUGUCUUACGGAGCCAAACCACUCCACAGAUAAAAAAGGCUAUCGCGAUCGGUAUACAUGGGUACUUCCCUACACCUUUAAUACGGACAGUUAUUGGCCAGCCGACAGGAACCUCUGUUAAGUUUGCAUCUAUGGCCGCUAAUGCAAUUCAAGAAUGGGCCGAUGAAAAUAACUCACCCUGUCACAUAGAAAAGAUUGCGCUCGAGGGCGAAGGGCGCAUUUCUGAACGGGUCGACUUGCUUUGGAAGCUGCUUCUCAACUGGAUUGAGCAUAUUCGGGAAGCUGACUUUGUCCUAGUCUCUUGCCACAGCCAAGGUGUCCCGGUUGCAACGAUGCUGGUCUCGAAGCUAAUAGCCUUUGGCUGUGUGAGCUGCGCUCGGAUCGGCAUAUGCGCAAUGGCAGGUAUCAACCUAGGGCCAUUCGCUGACUAUAGAUCCCGUUGGAUCAGCGGGUCAGCUGGAGAGUUGUUUGAUUUUACAGACGCUGAAAGCAAAGUCUCGAAGGAUUACCGGGCCGCUUUGAAGGCUGCUCUGGAUUUUGGCGUAAAGGUUACUUAUGUUGGAAGUAUAGACGAUCAACUCGUAUCUUUGGAGUCUUCUACAUUUACAACCGUUUCGCAUCCUCAUAUCUAUCGUGCUGUGUUUGUCGAUGGACGGGUGCAUGCUCCCAGCUUCCUUUCGCAUCUGGUUGGCUUCACUAUGAAGUUGCGGAACCUAGGAGUCUCUGACCACGGCCUGAUUCGAGAACUCAGUUCGCCUCUCGCUGGGAGUUUAUACACGGGAGAAGGUCACUCCCGUCUAUAUGAAGACAAGGACGUCUAUAAGUACUUCACCCCCCCCCCCCCCUCUUUUUUUGCCUCCACAGAACCCAAAAACCAUAUGAUUGCGCCCACGGCAUCAACUUCAACUGCCAAUCCAUACAUACUUCCGUUUGCGAUGCGCGGAGUCCUGGAAGAAGAAUAUGUUCGACAUGAAUUGUCAGAUGAAACCAUGGAACUGUUAAAACAGUUCGAAGACUGGAAGCCAUCCACAAAAACAUUAAAAGACGUUAAAUUCCGGUUAGAGGGGAUAAGGUCUAAACUUUGA